Messenger RNA from Knipowitschia caucasica, 630 nucleotides. The record is from the annotation of a GenBank genome assembly. NCBI's taxonomy places the organism in Eukaryota, Metazoa, Chordata, Actinopteri, Gobiiformes, Gobiidae.
AUGGCGGGAAAGGACUACAACCACCUGUUCAAGCUGCUCAUCAUUGGAGACUCCAGCGUCGGGAAAAGCAGCCUCCUCCUCCGCUUCGCUGACAACUCUUUCUCUGGCAGCUACAUCACCACGAUCGGAGUGGACUUUAAGAUCCGCACCGUGGACAUCAACGGGGAGAGGGUGAAGCUGCAGAUCUGGGACACGGCCGGACAGGAGCGCUUCCGGACCAUCACCUCCACUUACUAUAGAAACACUCACGGUGUGAUCAUCGUGUACGACGUGACAAACCCAGAAUCCUUCGUGAACGUGAAGCGAUGGCUCAACGAGAUCUCCCAGAACUGUGACACUGUCUGCAAGAUACUAGUUGGAAACAAAAAUGACGACCCGACGAGGAAAAAGGUGGAGACUCAGGACGCUCAGCGCUUCGGAGAAUCUGUGGGAGUGAGAGUGUUCGAGACCAGCGCCAAAGACAACAUCAACGUGGAGGAGAUGUUCAUGGAGUUUGCCCACAUGGUUCUUCGCGCCAAGAUUCAGAGUCAGAACCGAGCGGAGCGUGAGAGAGAGAGAGAGCGCGACACGGUGAACAUCGGGGCUCAGAGGGACCGCGACCGACGGAAAAGGAACAAGAAGUGCUGCUGA